Messenger RNA from Venturia canescens, 7438 nucleotides. It is a transcript of the gene ck, whose product is annotated as myosin-VIIa ck. The transcript has 22 exons. NCBI's taxonomy places the organism in Eukaryota, Metazoa, Arthropoda, Insecta, Hymenoptera, Ichneumonidae. Gene Ontology annotation, molecular function: cytoskeletal motor activity; ATP binding; protein binding. The coding region runs from base 247 to 6768 and encodes 2173 amino acids. The record is from RefSeq and is a predicted model, not a curated record. Gene Ontology annotation, cellular component: myosin complex; cytoskeleton.
UCCUGUCCGAGGAUAAAUAAAUAACGAUCAAUGGCGAUACAAACGACUAAAUUCUAAAGUGCAUUUUUUUUACUUCGUAUGUAUACACGCGCGUGUCAGUGCUACAAGGAUCAAAGUGUUACACAUAUAUAGGAAUUUCUGUGUAUAUAGAUAAAUAUAGCGACGACGUGUCAAAAGUUCACAACCUCGCAGUCCUGUUUCUCCUCACUCGCACAAGGUGGCGGGCCAGCGACCGCGCUUUGAGAGAUGGUCAUCGUUACCCGAGGCGAUUACAUAUGGAUCGAACCUAUAUCGGGGAGGGAAUUCGACGUCGCUAUCGGAGCACGGGUGAUUUCGGCGGAGGGCAGAAGAAUUCAAGUUAAGGACGACGAUAACAAGGAACAAUGGCUGACUCCCGAGAGAAGGAUAAAAGCUAUGCACGCGACCUCCGUCCAGGGCGUCGAAGACAUGAUAAGCCUCGGCGACCUCCACGAGGCUGGCAUCCUACGGAAUUUGCUAAUAAGAUACAACGAGAAUCUCAUCUACACGUACACCGGCUCCAUCCUCGUCGCCGUAAAUCCUUAUCAAAUCUUACCGAUCUACACGGCCGAGCAAAUAAAACUUUACAAGGAUCGGAAAAUCGGCGAAUUGCCACCCCACAUUUUCGCCAUUGGUGACAACAGCUAUGCUCACAUGAAUCGAUACGGUCAGGAUCAGUGUAUUGUUAUAAGUGGUGAAAGUGGAGCUGGUAAAACCGAAAGCACGAAAUUAAUACUUCAGUAUCUCGCUGCCAUCAGUGGUAAACACUCGUGGAUAGAACAGCAAAUUCUUGAAGCAAAUCCAAUUCUAGAAGCAUUCGGAAACGCAAAGACUGUGAGGAAUGACAAUUCUUCGAGAUUUGGUAAAUACAUCGAUAUCCAUUUCAACGAUCAAGGAGUCAUCGAGGGUGCGAAAAUAGAACAAUAUCUUUUGGAGAAAUCUCGUAUAGUUUCGCAGAAUUUGGACGAGAGAAAUUAUCACGUUUUCUAUUGUAUGCUCGCUGGCUUAUCGAGCGAGGAAAAGAAAAAAUUGGAAUUGGAGGACGCCUCGUCGUACAAAUAUCUUACUGGGGGUGGCAGUAUAACGUGCGAGGGUCGUGACGAUGCUGCAGAAUUCGCGGACAUUCGGUCAGCGAUGAAAGUUUUGUUGUUUACGGAUCCAGAAAUUUGGGAAAUCCUCAGGUUACUAGCGGCUCUUUUGCACAUGGGAAAUAUCAAGUACAGAGCUACUGUAGUCGACAAUUUAGACGCGACUGAAAUUCCGGAGCAAACGAACGUCAAAAGAGUCGCACAAUUAUUGGGAGUCCCGGUGCAAUCGCUCAUCGAUGCUUUGACGAGAAGAACUAUUUUCGCGCAUGGAGAAACAGUCGUUUCAACCCUUUCCCGCGAUCAAUCGGUCGACAUAAGAGACGCCUUCGUCAAGGGAAUUUACGGGCGAUUGUUCGUUCACAUAGUCAAAAAAAUAAACGAAGCGAUUUUUCGACCGAAACACGUGUCUCGAAGCGCCAUCGGUGUUCUCGACAUUUUUGGCUUUGAAAAUUUCAAUCACAAUAGUUUCGAACAAUUUUGCAUCAAUUACGCCAAUGAAAAUCUUCAACAGUUUUUCGUACGACAUAUUUUCAAACUCGAACAGGAGGAAUAUAAUCACGAGGGUAUAAAUUGGCAACACAUCGAGUUUGUCGAUAAUCAGGAUGCUCUCGAUCUCAUCGCCAUAAAGCAACUUAACAUUAUGGCUCUCAUCGACGAAGAAUCCAAAUUUCCAAAGGGUACUGACCAAACCAUGCUUGCCAAGAUUCACAAGACUCACGGAACCCACAGGAAUUAUUUGAAGCCGAAAUCCGAUAUAAAUACAUCGUUCGGCCUGAAUCAUUUUGCGGGGGUUGUGUUUUACGAUACGAGGACUUUCCUGGAAAAGAAUCGAGAUACGUUCAGUGCUGAUCUUCUACAACUGAUUCACAUAUCGUCCAACAAAUUUCUUCAGACAUGUUUCGCCGAGGAUAUUGGUAUGGGAUCGGAAACCCGGAAAAGAGCUCCGACCCUAUCGACGCAAUUUAAAAAAUCGUUAGAUUGCUUGAUGAGGACACUCAGCACUUGUCAACCUUUUUUCAUCAGGUGUAUUAAGCCCAACGAGUACAAAAAACCGAUGAUGUUCGAUCGAGGUCUUUGUUGCCGCCAAUUAAGAUAUUCGGGAAUGAUGGAGACCAUUAGGAUUCGUAGAGCAGGAUACCCGAUUCGACAUUCCUUUCCCGAAUUCGUUGAAAGAUACCGUUUCCUCAUCUCGGGAAUACCGCCAUCACACAAGACUGAUUGCAGAGCUGCUACAGCAAGAAUUUGUCACGUCGUACUUGGCAGAUCAGAUUAUCAGUUGGGUCACACAAAAGUUUUUCUCAAGGACGCACACGAUCUGUUUCUGGAGCAAGAACGCGACAGAGUUUUGACUCGGAAAAUUCUCAUACUUCAACGUAACAUACGCGGUUGGGUUUAUCGUCGACGAUUUUUGAGAAUGCGAGCGGCGGCCAUAAUAAUGCAGAAAAAUUGGCGUGGUUACGCUCAACGAAAGCGGUACAAGAGCAUGAGAAUCGGUUACAUGAGGCUUCAGGCUCUUAUACGAUCGAGAGUUUUGUCACAUCGAUUCAGACAUUUGCGAGGUCACAUCGUUGCCCUGCAAGCUCGAGCACGCGGCCAUCUCGUUCGACGAAUGUAUCGAAAGAAAAUGUGGGCCAUUGUCAAAAUUCAAGCUCACGUUAGACGUUUGAUUGCUCAGAGGCGUUACAAAAAAAUACAAUACGAGUACAGGCUCCAUGUCGAGGCGUUACGCUUGCGAAAAAAAGAAGAACGCGAACUCAAAGAUCAAGGCAACAAGCGUGCAAAGGAAAUUGCUGAACAAAACUACAGAGAACGGAUGCAAGAAUUGGAAAGGAAAGAAAUGGAAAUGGAAAUCGAGGAUAGACGCAGAAUGGAAAUAAAGAAGAAUCUGAUAAACGAUGCCGCUAAAAAGCAAGACGAGCCGGUCGAUGACAGCAAACUCGUUGAAGCGAUGUUCGACUUUCUCCCAGACUCUAGCAGCGAAGCUCCAACUCCCGCGAGAGAAACAUCCGUUUUCAACGAUUUACCAGCACCGAAAACAGAUCAACAAGAAAUCAUAAGUCCUAUGCAGACAGCAUCGGAAGACGAGGAAGAUCUGUCGGAAUUCAAGUUUCAAAAAUUCGCUGCUACUUAUUUCCAGGGCAAUAUUACACAUCAGUAUUCAAGGAAGCCCUUGAAACAUCCUCUUUUGCCUCUUCACACUCAAGGCGAUCAAUUGGCGGCUCAAGCGCUCUGGAUAACGAUACUUCGAUUCACCGGUGAUUUGCCGGAGCCGCGUUAUCACACGAUGGACAGAGACACGACAUCGGUAAUGUCGAAAGUGACAGCGACUCUGGGUCGGAAUUUCAUUCGUAGCAAAGAGUUUCAAGAGGCCCAAUUGAUGGGAAUGGAUCCCGUACGUACGAUAGAAGAUACAUUUUUGAAGCAGCCUAAGCCGGCACGUUCGAUAAGACACAAAUUAGUCUCGCUAACUCUGAAGCGAAAGAACAAAUUGGGCGAAGAUGUCAGAAGAAAGCUCCAGGAGGACGAAUAUACGGCGGACAGUUAUCAAUCGUGGCUGGAAGCGCGACCAACGUCGAAUCUGGAAAAAUUGCACUUUAUAAUCGGUCAUGGAAUAUUGCGAGCUGAAUUGCGCGACGAAAUAUAUUGUCAAAUUUGCAAACAGUUGACGAACAAUCCAUCGAAAUCGUCGCACGCACGUGGCUGGAUUUUGUUAUCACUGUGCGUCGGCUGUUUCGCUCCAUCGGAGAAAUUCGUCAAUUACCUUCGUGCUUUUAUCCGCGAAGGACCGCCAGGAUACGCGCCAUACUGCGAGGAUCGUCUGAAGCGAACGUUCAACAACGGCACGAGAAAUCAACCACCCAGUUGGUUGGAGCUCCAAGCAACAAAAUCAAAAAAGCCGAUAAUGCUUCCGAUUACAUUUAUGGACGGCAAUACGAAAACUUUGCUAGCUGAUUCAGCAACGACGGCCCGGGAAUUGUGCAAUCAAUUGUCCGACAAAAUAUCGCUCCGCGAUCAAUUCGGUUUUUCCCUCUACAUCGCUCUCUUCGACAAAGUUUCAUCUCUCGGAAGUGGCGGAGAUCACGUUAUGGACGCAAUUUCGCAAUGCGAACAGUACGCGAAAGAACAAGGUGCUCAGGAACGAAACGCCCCUUGGCGUUUGUUCUUCAGAAAAGAAAUAUUCGCGCCAUGGCACGAACCCACCGAAGAUCAAGUUGCGACUAAUCUGAUCUAUCAACAAGUCGUACGGGGAGUCAAAUUCGGUGAAUAUCGGUGCGACAAGGAAGAAGAUUUGGCGAUGAUCGCCGCUCAGCAAUAUUACAUCGAGUAUCAUACCGACAUGAACGUCGACAGACUUUUCGCUCUUUUGCCAAAUUAUAUACCGGAUUAUUGUUUCUCCGGUAUCGACAAAGCUAUAGAUCGUUGGGGACAUCUUGUUCUUCAGGCUUACAAAAAGAGUUAUUAUCUCAAGGAAAAAGUACCAGCCCUACGCGUCAAAGAAGAUAUCGUAGGAUACGCCAAGUUUAAAUGGCCUCUUCUGUUUUCACGUUUUUACGAGGCCUAUCGUAAUUCCGGGCCGAAUUUACCCAAAAACGAUGUUAUCAUAGCCGUCAAUUGGACCGGGGUUUACGUCGUUGACGAUCAGGAACAAGUACUACUGGAACUAUCUUUCCCCGAGAUAACCACCGUGUCUAGUCAAAAAACAAACAAAAUGUUUACGCAAACGUUCAGUUUGUCGACGGUGCGUGGAGAAGAGUUUACGUUUCAGAGCCCGAACGCCGAGGACAUCAGAGAUUUGGUGGUUUAUUUUUUGGAGGGUUUGAAGAAGAGAAGUAAAUUCGUAAUUGCCUUGCAAGAUUACAAGGCCCCGGGCGAAGGCUCGUCUUUUUUAAACUUUCAAAAGGGAGAUCUGAUCGUACUGGAGGACGAGAGUACUGGCGAGACUGUAUUAAAUUCGGGCUGGUGUGUUGGAACUUGCGAGAGAACUAACGACAAGGGAGAUUUUCCGGCUGAGACUGUUUACGUUUUGCCCUCUCUGUCGAAACCGCCAAACGAUAUUUUGGCACUAUUUAGCAUCGAGGGAACGGAAAAUGGUCGCAGAUUGUAUCCCCAGCAAAUGAACGGUGUCGAGCCUCGUGACAAACCUCAUACUCUUCUCGAAUAUGCCAUCGAUCAUUUCCGCACACCGCCCAAAAGAACAAUGUCGAAGGCCCUGACCCUGACGACCGCUCGCAGGGGUCACAGCGACGAAUUAUGGCGUCAUUCUCGUGAUCCCAUAAAGCAACCUUUGCUGAAAAAGCUCGUCUCUAAAGAAGAACUCGCCGAGGAAGCUUGUUUCGCCUUCAACGCAAUCCUUAAGUACAUGGGCGACUUACCGACGAAACGACCACGUACAGGCAAUGAAUACACGGAUCUCAUAUUCGACGGACCGCUCAAAAACGAAAUCUUACGGGAUGAAAUUUACUGUCAGAUAAUGAAACAACUCACUGAUAAUCGUAAUCGACUCAGUGAAGAACGCGGCUGGGAACUCAUGUGGCUCGCGACUGGUCUGUUCACCUGCAGCCAAAGUCUGCUCAAGGAGUUGACGCUUUUUCUCCGCACACGCCGACAUCCGAUUUCCCAAGACUCGCUUCAGAGGCUACAAAAAACGUUACGCAACGGUCAACGAAAGUAUCCACCUCAUCAAGUCGAGGUUGAAGCUAUACAGCACAAAACUACACAAAUAUUUCACAAAGUCUAUUUCCCUGAUGACACUGACGAGGCCUUCGAAGUCGAUUCAUCCACGAGAGCGAAGGAUUUCUGUCAAAAUAUCGCUCAAAGAUUGAACUUACGUUCGGCCGAAGGAUUCAGUUUGUUCGUCAAAAUUGCUGAUAAAGUUAUAUCCGUUCCUGAGGGAGAUUUCUUUUUCGAUUUCGUCAGGCAUUUGACUGAUUGGAUACGAAAAGCUCGACCAUCCAGAGAUGGUGUACCUCCGCAGUUCACUUACCAGGUUUUCUUCAUGAAGAAAUUGUGGACGAAUACCGUACCAGGAAAAGAUAGAAACGCCGAUCUUAUAUUCCAUUUCCACCAGGAACUACCGAAACUUUUAAGAGGGUAUCACAAAUGCACGAAAGAAGAAGCAUCGAGACUAGCCGCCCUUGUUUACCGAGUUCGUUUUGGUGAAAGCAAACAAGAACUCCAAGCAAUUCCGCAAAUGCUCCGAGAACUCAUACCCAGUGAUUUAAUGAAGAUACAAAGUGCUAAUGACUGGAAGAGAUCCAUUAUCGCUGCCUAUAAUCAAGACGCUGGAAUGAGUCCCGAAGACGCUAAGAUAACUUUCCUCAAAAUCGUCUAUCGCUGGCCAACUUUCGGUUCAGCUUUCUUUGAGAUAAAACAAUCGACUGAACCGAAUUAUCCCGAAUUGUUACUCAUUGCCAUUAACAAACACGGUGUGAGCCUCAUACAUCCCCAAAGCAAGGAUAUAUUGGUGACACAUCCCUUCACUCGAAUCUCAAAUUGGUCAUCGGGCAACACGUAUUUUCAUAUGAUGAUAGGAAAUCUGGUGCGUGGCUCGAAGCUCCUGUGCGAAACUUCUCUUGGUUAUAAAAUGGACGAUCUACUGACGUCAUACAUAUCGUUGAUGCUAACGAAUCUAAAUAAACAACGUACGAUAAGGAUAAAAUAAGAAAAACGAUGCUUAGUGAAAUUGGAAGGCGCGAAACGAAACAACGUAGGCAUUAGAACAUUAUUAUUAUUAUUAUGCUGUGAAGAAAACAAGUUUUGCAGCGAAAAAAAUUUUUUUUUAUCAAACUCGAGGCAAGUCUAAGCUUUUGUUAAAGUUGCUCAUAUUGUUAUGUAAUUGCUACAUAUAUAAACAGUCUGGAAAUUGGUGAAUAUGAUACGUCGUUAAAAUGUGCGAUUUUUUUGUAAUAAUUCACGUAUGCGUACGUAAAAAAAGAGAGAAAGAGAGCGAGAGAGAGAGAGAGAGAUUAGUAAAUCCCAAAAACUUGUACAUGAAUUCAACGAUUAGGAUUAUAUAUUUUUUGCUACAAAAAAUCUGUAAAAUAAUAUAUCUACGAUGUUAAAGCUGCUUAAAUUUCAAUCGUCGAAUCUCAAAACUCUGCGGGUUCUUGUCAAAACGCAUGGACGAGAUUUGAAAAAUAGAGAACGAAAAAAACAAGAUAAAUAAGAGCGAGAAUCAUAUACAGACGUCUCUGUAUGCAAGUAGCAAGUCCGUGGGUAAAUCUUCCAUUGUCCAAACAUUGUAUCCGUCCAAUUCUUCGUAAGAAUGUAAUUAUUAUUAGAGGUACUGUUUUACUGUUGAGAAUUAUAAAGAUAACCAUGGUCACCAUCGA